This is a messenger RNA of Candidozyma auris, 1314 nucleotides long. RefSeq lists its product as uncharacterized. The record is from RefSeq and is a predicted model, not a curated record. NCBI's taxonomy places the organism in Eukaryota, Fungi, Ascomycota, Pichiomycetes, Serinales, Metschnikowiaceae. The transcript has a single exon. The coding region runs from base 1 to 1314 and encodes 437 amino acids. Gene Ontology annotation, cellular component: anaphase-promoting complex.
AUGACAGAAAGGAAACCAUCGGCAACGCUACCGAGACUACGAGUAUCUUCGCAUUCUUUUGCUGACUUUUCGGCGCACAAUGUAUCUAAUAUCACUCAAAGAACCGUAUCAUCAUCGACAUCAGUAAUCUCCACACCAAGCAAUAAUAUACGGCGGGUGAAGAACGAACAGCGAUUUCACGAAAAACCCAAUCACAAUCAGAAUAGUAAAAGGAACCAUCGUGCUCAAAAAUCGGAGUUCAAACACGAGCCUGCGAAAACAUCCAAAAAGCUUUUAAACUUUCAACAACUGAAGAAGUCUCAAGCUUCAUCGCAGCCUUUCAUUCUCCACAAACCCGCCGAUUUAUCUCACUUUGACUAUCUGAUAUAUACAAGAAAGCCCAAUCCGGUCAACGAGAUACCGGCAAUCGCAAUUCAGUCUCUGCUGCUGCCCACAACACUCGCUGAACCGCCAAAACAAUUGCACGCUCCUGUAAGACAAUCGCAAAUCAAGGCAUGGGAAUCUGCAGAGAAUAUAACUUCCAAUAGAAUUUUCGACUAUACAAAGCCAGGAGAAGAGUCCUGGAUUGAUGAAGACACCUACGAGUAUGGCAUUGAAGAAGAAGUGAGCAUUGAUCGUGGUACUGAGGAGUGGGCUGAGCCCGCAGCCACAGACGGCAUUCUUGUUCUGGUACCAGAACUCUCCAGAUCAGAAUUGGCUAUCGUAAGCGAUAUUCACACUCACGUACAGCAGGCCGAUGUGAUUCCAGAACUCGAUGAUCUCGACAAUGACGAAAAGAGUCUUCUUUGGGCUCAUGCCAGACAACAAUCAGAGGAGUACGAGAAAUUGUAUCAGUCUAACCAUACCAUGGCAGGAAAAAGAAGAGUUCAGGUGAUGCAAAAGAGGGCCUUUCUUCAGAAGCUCUUUGGGCACUUGAAUAACGUGAACGUGGAAUUCACAACAAACAACUCGUCGUACUCGUGCGUAGACGGUUCAAUGAGCGCACAAAAGGUGUUCCAUGAAGACAAGGAGGAAAUUUGCGAGCUCCUAGAGCAGCAGCAAAGCUUCCAGAGUGCACUUGAGGAAGUGAGAGAACGUUUGCUCCCGUCUGGUACGAUCAAACAAACUGCAUCGGGCAUCCCCUUAGCUUACCUGGAAGUCGACCAGCUCAAACUUAUGGAUGUUACUUCGAAAUGGCUAGGCUCUAUCUAUGAGCGUGAAACAAACGAGAUGCUGGUGGAUGAAGACGAUGAUGAUCCAAACAUUGUCGAAGCUGCCAUGAUACAUCUUAAACUGUGUGUACAAGCCGAAACCGACGAGACCAUGGGUGAAUGA